ACUUUGAAAAUUAAGGCUAUAUUUGUUUGAAUGUGAGAAGUGUGCUUUUCAUAAAGUUUCAAAUAUUUUUUGUACAAUGUUGGUGAGACCCUUAAGUGCUGAGUUAGAUCAUAAGGCUGCAGUGGAAUUGAACGAGACUCCGAAGAAACUUGAGGAUGGCAUAAAUCACUUGAAAGACUGGAUUAACAAACAGCCACAUUUGAGGGCGAGAACAGAUGAUCAAUGGCUCGCAGCUUUCUUGAGGGGAUGUAAACACAGUCUAGAGCGAGCUAAAGAGAAGUUGGAUCUAUAUUACUCAUUGAGAACUCUGUCACCAGAUUUGUUUGCUUUUAGACCUAACACUCCAAGAUUUAAGGAGUUGGUAGAAACGGGGGCUGGGUUAGUGUUACCGAAACUGGCAUCUCCCCUAGACCCGCGGGUUGUCAUAGUGAAACCUAGUCUCUAUGACCCUAACAGGUUUACGCCGAUAGAGUUCUUUUCAUUUGCACAUAUUUUGCAGCAGAUAAAGUAUUUGGAAGAUGAUGCCUUUAUGGUGAAUGGAAUGAUCAAUGUCAUUGACCUUGAAGGAAUCACUAUGGCUCACUUCCUACAAUUGACACCAUCUGUACUCAAGAAGUUAGUCAUUGCAGGACAGGAUGCUUCCCCUCUAAGACUAAAGAGCCUUCAUAUAAUUAAUUCUAUACCAGCUUUUGAAAAAGUAUUCAAUAUGGUGGUAAAACUUCUCAACGAGAAACAUCAGAAAAAAGUCCAUAUGUACAGCAAAGACUUUACGGUGCUUCAGAAGUACGUUCCACUUGAAAUAUUACCAGAAGAAUAUGGAGGUCAAGGUGGAAACAGAGAGAAAAUCAUAGAUUUCUGGCUGAAGAAAAUAGAUUCAUAUAGCGACUGGUUCGAUGAAGAUCUGAAGUUUGGCACUGAUGAAAGCAAGCGGCCAGGCAAGCCCAAGAGUGCAGAGCAAAUGUUCGGGGUUGAAGGAUCUUUUAGGAAACUUGAUGUAGAUUAAUUGAGAAAUUUUAAUAUUUUUAAAUAAAGAUUACAU
This is a messenger RNA of Helicoverpa armigera (cotton bollworm), 1039 nucleotides long. RefSeq names its product alpha-tocopherol transfer protein. The record is from RefSeq and is a predicted model, not a curated record. The transcript is spliced from 7 exons. Gene Ontology annotation, molecular function: phosphatidylinositol bisphosphate binding. Gene Ontology annotation, cellular component: membrane. Bases 77 to 1003 code for a protein of 308 amino acids. Lineage: Eukaryota; Metazoa; Arthropoda; Insecta; Lepidoptera; Noctuidae.